AUGAAAAGAUAUCUCAUCCUACCAUGCCCAGAAAACAAUGCAAGAUUUUUUUUACUCAGUGAUGCCAUGUCAAAAUUGGAAAUCCUCAAUUUAUCAAAUAAAAAAACAAAAAAAGAAAUAAGCAUGAAAAUUGUGAUAAAAGAACAAAAAGUAAAACUUUUCAUUCUUGUUCGUUUAGACAUCAGUCAACAAAGAUUUCUAUCAGGAAAAGAGGAAAAAGAUUUCCUUUCGUCGAAUUUAAGUGAGGGAGGGUGCAAGGAAAAAGACCUCGUUUUCAAAAAGAUGUGGUGCACGAGAGAAGAUCUUAGAGUUAAAGACUUUUUCCCUACUUUUUCUUUCUUUCUUUUUCAUUUGGCUUCUGAUCGUGUUCGUGUUAACAUCAAAACUUAUAACGUUUGUGAUGAAAUGAAAUUUCUUACUCAAAUAGCACAAUUUAUUGCAAAGUUAGCAGCUGAUUAA
Molecule: messenger RNA, 459 nt
Organism: Clunio marinus
Lineage: Eukaryota; Metazoa; Arthropoda; Insecta; Diptera; Chironomidae
Source: the annotation of a GenBank genome assembly